Aspergillus nomiae NRRL 13137 is the source of this 165-nucleotide messenger RNA. RefSeq names its product 3-oxoacyl-(acyl-carrier-protein) reductase. The annotation marks the transcript as partial. The transcript has a single exon. The record is from RefSeq and is a predicted model, not a curated record. NCBI's taxonomy places the organism in Eukaryota, Fungi, Ascomycota, Eurotiomycetes, Eurotiales, Aspergillaceae.
AUGGCCCACCGUCUCUCCCAGAUCUCCUCCCACCUCAACUACCCUCAAGGCCUCCUCGCCAAUCAAGUCGCCAUCAUCACCGGCGGCGGCCAGGGCAUCGGCGCCGAGACCGCGAAGUUAUUCGCCAAUGAAGGCGCCAAAGUCGUCAUUGCUGAUAUCGAUGCU